UCCAGCAUGCACGCCCCCGACAACUUUACCACAGCUGAGCAACUACCUGGAAAUGAAUUUGUUCACUCCAGGACCUGGUAUGGAGUCAUCACGAGGAACAAUGCUGUCUCCUGUGCCAUUUGUCCUGCCAGGGAGGGCUCCAAUGAGCUCGGUCGCCUGUUGGGCUCCCCCCAAGCAGCGGCAGGGCACGCCAAGUCCAACCAGCACCGAGCGAGAGAGCAGAGAGCAAACUUCGAGUCACCAAUGUUCACUGUGGACCAGUCUGCGUUCUGUGCCCUGUGCCACCAGCACAUGGCUGCCUCGGAGGUGUCCGCCCACCUGUUGACGAAGCAUCACCACACGACAUGUGGCAGCAUCCAAGCGGGCAGCCGUUCCCACAAGAGGGGCCGAGAUGGUCCUGCCAAAAAGCAGCGCACUGAAGCAUGGACCGUGCAGCUCGCAGCCUCACCGCUAGUCCCUCUCCCGAUGAUGAGCCUGGAGGCUGUUCCUACGCCAGCAGAUCACCAGCUGCUGUUGCGGAUCAAACAUCUGCGGGCCUUGACUGGAUCUGUCGAUCAAGCUUGGAGAGCCGCAUGUGAUGGUGAUUACGGCCUGGCUCAGCUUAUUUUGGACGGCUACACUUCCGCGGUGGCCACACUUCUCUCCGUCUCUGGCCCAACCCCCCCAGAGCAACAACACAUUCUGAAUGUCGUGCAGUUGAGGAGCCCCGCUUCGGCAUG
This is a messenger RNA of Acanthamoeba castellanii str. Neff, 719 nucleotides long. RefSeq lists its product as uncharacterized. The transcript has 5 exons. The record is from RefSeq and is a predicted model, not a curated record. Lineage: Eukaryota; Discosea; Longamoebia; Acanthamoebidae. The annotation marks the transcript as partial.